Periophthalmus magnuspinnatus is the source of this 1531-nucleotide messenger RNA. RefSeq lists its product as uncharacterized. Lineage: Eukaryota; Metazoa; Chordata; Actinopteri; Gobiiformes; Gobiidae. The record is from RefSeq and is a predicted model, not a curated record. Gene Ontology annotation, cellular component: membrane. Gene Ontology annotation, biological process: magnesium ion transport. The transcript is spliced from 7 exons. Bases 112 to 1182 code for a protein of 356 amino acids. Gene Ontology annotation, molecular function: magnesium ion transmembrane transporter activity.
GGAGAACGCGAACAAGAAGAAGUAUCGGCCCCAGUGUCACUGCAGCCAAUCACCUGCUUGUCUCAUGAUCUUAACAUAACUUCAGCGAAUGGGUUCGACUUAAUAAUUGAGAUGGAGGUGUAUCGUAAAGAGUUCUACAUCGGCCUUUCGUUGGCUGUAAGCUCGAGUAUUUUCAUCGGCGCAAGUUUCAUACUGAAAAAGAAAGGACUUCUGCGAUUGGCCAGAAGGGGGUCAACACGAGCAGGUCAAGGUGGAUAUGCUUAUCUGAAGGAAUGGCUGUGGUGGGCUGGGCUUAUUUCAAUGGGAGCUGGAGAAGCUGCUAACUUUGCUGCGUAUGCAUUUGCCCCUGCUACUUUGGUUACUCCUCUGGGAGCACUGAGUGUACUUGUGAGUGCGGUGCUCUCUUCCUAUUUUCUCAAUGAAAGGCUGAAUGUACAUGGGAAGAUUGGCUGCUUACUUUGCAUUAUAGGCUCCACAGUGAUGGUCAUUCACGCACCACAAGAGGAGGAGGUUUCUUCCCUCAGUGCCAUGGCUGAGAAGCUCAAAGACCCAGGAUUCAUUGUGUAUGCUGUAAGCGUUGUGGGAAGCUGUCUGGUCCUCAUGUUUGUGGUGGCUCCACGUUACGGACAGAAGAACGUGCUGGUCUACAUCCUCAUCUGCUCUGUUAUUGGCUCGUUGUCUGUGUCUUGCGUAAAAGGUCUGGGCAUCGGCAUUAAGGAACUGUUUGGUGGAAUAGCAGUAUUAAAGGAGCCAUUGUUUUGGGUGUUAAUCAUCUGCUUGGUGAUCUGUGUAACUAUCCAAAUCAGUUAUUUGAAUAAGGCCCUUGACAUUUUUAACACCUCUAUCGUUACACCAAUCUACUAUGUUUUCUUUACUACCUCCGUCAUGGCCUGUUCUGCUAUCCUCUUCAAAGAGUGGUUGAGAAUGACCACAGAUGGGGCACUAGGGACUAUCAGUGGCUUCCUCACUAUUAUAUUAGGCAUUUUCCUGUUGCAUGCUUUUAAGGACAUUAUUUUUACGUGGGAUUCCCUGCCUUUCUUUCUUAAAAAGAGUCCCCAGGGGUUCCCAUGGGGACAACAGUCGUACACUGCUGUCCCCGACCACGACAUACAGGCAAAUGAAGAGCCCAAACUGCCCAGAGACACGAACGCAAAUGGAGAAUGGAAGAAGCAAACCAACUAAAAAUCAUAGUAACUUAUUCAAAAAGUCUUAUAUUUGGCAAUACACUAUAAAUAUAAAUAUCUGGCACAAAAAAUAUUCACUAUUCUUUUCAGUUACUGGUCUACUUUUGAGUUACUUUUGAGUAGGAAAAAACAUAGUUCACCCAGAUGUUUACGUAAGCAGAAUUUUAACCUUAACUGAUGAAAAACAUGUUUUGCAUUUAUUAUUGUUACAAAUGUAUUCCAGAAGAAGUGUAAACUUGACAGAGUAUGUUGCAGUUAUGAGUGUUUUGUUGAAUGACUGAGGUUACUUCAUUGUUAUUUGCCAAAGAUUGUACAGUCAAGAAGAAGUUAAUAAAAACAUGACUUUC